ACGGCGGUGGUCCAGCAGCAGACGCGUUUCAAGCCGUUCAGCACCGCGCUCAUGGGGCCGCUGCCGCAGGAAAGGGACAUCCAAUGGAGCGACCCUCUAAACUCAGAUUUGGACACGCUUGCUCGGGAGUGGUUCGGGGAAGCAGAAGCUCGCCUGGUUGAAAUUCAUGGAAUAAGUGAUCUGAAAGGGUACGUUGGUCGCUCCGCUGGGCCCCAGUCUCGGAAAGUUCCCUUAGUUGCGCUGCUAGAGCGAGAUCACCGUCGGCGGUUUUCGAAGCAGACUGUCUGCUGGAUCUCGUUCGAGGCCCUGCUCAAGAAGGCAAAGGCAAUCAGUGCUGGGAGCCCAGGUGCCAAGGGGAGAGCCCUUUUGGGAUCCUGGAAGCUUAAGCUGUUCGACAUUUUGGAGGACCUCCAGCUGACGGAAGAUGGGCCCACAAAGGCCCAGCUGCACACCAUUGUUAGGGCGGCAUCGGGAGAAGGUUCCUGGAACGACGACGUCAAUGGGGCCAUCUGCAAAGAGUGCACUCGUCGCCAGAGGCUGGACGCGGCUUCGCAGCUUGCUAAGUGGAAGGAAUGGGCCAAGGGUGCCGUCUCUGGAGGUGGUAAAGCGGCUCAUGCCUUCUCCAAGCAACAG
Prorocentrum cordatum is the source of this 633-nucleotide messenger RNA. NCBI's taxonomy places the organism in Eukaryota, Dinophyceae, Prorocentrales, Prorocentraceae. The record is from the annotation of a GenBank genome assembly.